Messenger RNA from Tachysurus vachellii, 1679 nucleotides. It is a transcript of the gene fntb, whose product is annotated as farnesyltransferase, CAAX box, beta. The transcript is spliced from 12 exons. Gene Ontology annotation, cellular component: protein farnesyltransferase complex. The record is from RefSeq and is a predicted model, not a curated record. NCBI's taxonomy places the organism in Eukaryota, Metazoa, Chordata, Actinopteri, Siluriformes, Bagridae. The coding region runs from base 173 to 1408 and encodes 411 amino acids. Gene Ontology annotation, molecular function: protein farnesyltransferase activity. Gene Ontology annotation, biological process: protein farnesylation.
UUCCAUUCAUUAUUUCCCGGAAGUGGUCGCUGGAUAUGAGGUUAAGAUCUGCGUUGGACGACAGAAAGAAAACGCUGACGGGAGAAAUCAGAAAAACUUUGCUAGCUUAACAGAUAGCUGGCUAGCGGAGCCGUGUGUAAUUUAUUGUUAUUGUUAAUAUUAUUGUGUUCACAUGGAGCUGUUACGGUGUUUUAGCGACUCCCAUCACGCGGAGGAGUUUAAAGAUGAUGGUUUACAGACCGUGACGUCUGCAGAGCAGAGAAAAGUUGAACGCAACAUUAAAGAAGUGCUGAAUGUUUAUCAGCAAAUCCACUCUUCACCUCAGCCCACCUUACUACGAGAACAACACUACCAAUAUCUGAAGAAAGGUUUACGCCAUCUCUCGGACGCCUACGAGUGUUUGGAUGCCAGUCGUCCUUGGCUGUGUUACUGGAUCCUGCACAGUCUGGAGCUUCUGGAGGAACCUGUGCCUGCUUCUGUAGCAUCAGAUGUGUGUCAGUUCCUGGCGCGGUGCCAAAGCCCUACGGGAGGUUUCGCAGGAGGUCCGGGGCAACACGCUCAUUUGGCCCCAACCUACGCCGCUGUAAACGCCCUCUGCAUCCUGGGUACUGAGGAGGCUUACAGUGUCAUAAACAGAGAGAAGCUCCUGGACUUCCUGUUCUCUGUGAAACAGCCAGAUGGCUCCUUUGUGAUGCACGUGGGUGGCGAGGUGGACGUCAGGAGUGCGUACUGUGCAGCGUCAGUGGCUUCUCUCACCAACAUCGUGACCACCAAACUGUUUGAAGGAACACACAACUGGAUCCUCAGCUGUCAGAACUGGGAAGGUGGUCUGGGAGGGAUUCCUGGUCUGGAGGCUCACGGUGGCUACACCUUCUGUGGCAUGGCCGCUCUGGUCAUUCUAGGAAAGGAACAUAUGCUGGACCUCAAGGCCUUAUUACGCUGGGUGACCAGCAGGCAGAUGCGCUACGAAGGUGGUUUUCAAGGCCGCUGUAAUAAACUGGUGGACGGCUGCUACUCGUUCUGGCAGGCCGGCCUGCUGCCGCUGCUCCACAGAGCGCUCUUUAAAGACGGAGACGAGACGCUGAGCCUCAGCAGUUGGAUGUUCGAGCAGCAAGCGCUACAGGAAUACAUCCUGCUGUGUUGCCAGAACCCUGGAGGAGGCCUGCUGGACAAACCGGGCAAGUCCCGGGAUUUUUACCACACAUGCUACUGUUUGAGUGGACUCUCGAUAGCACAACACUUCGGGAACAAAGAUCUCCACCACGAGCUGGUCCUCGGCCGAGAUGAGAACAGACUGGCUCCGACUCACCCCGUCUACAACAUCUGCCCUGAGAAAGUGGCCAAAGCCAUACAGUUUUUCCACAAGCUGCCUGUUCCAGCGCAGAGAGAAUCUCCAUAUCACCUGUAGGCUUUUCUGAUUUGUUAUUGUUAUCUGGGCUGUAAACAGGAACCAGUGUGUUUUAUAUCACUGGAAUUAAAAUCCAUGCUGGGAGGGAAAAAAAACAUGCACUAGAUUUACUAAAAACUAAAGUAAAGGCAUUUUUGGUGAAAGGUUUUUGCUGUCCUUGAUUUGAAAUGCACUCUUGGCUUUUUUUUUAUUUAUUUUUUUUUAACAUGUUUUAAGGUAACGUCGUAUCCACGGUGCUGUGAAAUAAAAAGGUUCAGCAGUUUCACCUCGA